Messenger RNA from Xylaria bambusicola, 12332 nucleotides. Its product is annotated as polyketide synthase PksB. Gene Ontology annotation, biological process: fatty acid biosynthetic process; secondary metabolite biosynthetic process. The record is from RefSeq and is a predicted model, not a curated record. Gene Ontology annotation, molecular function: phosphopantetheine binding; fatty acid synthase activity; 3-oxoacyl-[acyl-carrier-protein] synthase activity. Bases 242 to 12148 code for a protein of 3968 amino acids. The transcript is spliced from 7 exons. Lineage: Eukaryota; Fungi; Ascomycota; Sordariomycetes; Xylariales; Xylariaceae.
GCACGGAGUUUCUCUAUGCGGCGUUGUCAGGGAUUGGUUACACUAAUCCGGGGUCUCACGAGGACUUCUUCACCCUUGUCUAUAUCUAGGGGACCCGGCGGCUUGGAACCCAAGCAGACGUUUUGAUUCUUCACUAUUAAAUCAUCCCAUAACUCAGCUAUGUCCGCAGCACAUCCGUAAAACAAGUGUCUAGAAAGUUAUCCUUUCCUAGAACCUCAAUUGGGUUCAUUGUAACGGCAUCAUGCCGACGAUACAAGAACCUAUUGCGGUUGUGGGAAGCGGAUGCCGAUUCCCUGGGGGGUCCAACACCCCUUCUAAACUAUGGGAGCUGUUACAGAACCCGCGGGACCUAUCUACAAAAGUGCCUAACAGCAGGUUUAAUGUCGACAAAUUCUAUCAUCCAGAGGCUACACAUCAUGGCACUACUAACGCCACAAAGUCAUACUUCCUUGAACAAGACAUCUCGCAAUUUGAUGCCGGGUUCUUCAACAUUCAGCCAUUGGAGAGCGAGGCUAUUGACCCCCAACAACGUCUCCUUUUGGAGACAGUAUACGAUUCACUAUGUUCUGCUGGCAUGAAGAUGGAAAAGCUGCGCGGCUCUUCUACUGCCGUCUACGUCGGAAUGAUGUGUGAUGACUGGUCAACAAUGGUCUCCAGUGAUUUGGAAGCUCUCCCAACAUAUGCUGCCACCGGAACGAGUCGUGCUGUAAUGUCGAACCGAGUUUCAUACUGCUUUGAUUGGCACGGGCCUUCUAUGACAAUUGAUACUGCAUGCUCUUCAAGCCUCGUUGCAGUUCAUCACGCCGUCCAAGCUCUCCGUAACGGAGAGUCCCAGGUUGCUGUGGCAGCCGGAACGAACCUCAUCCUCAGUCCCAACAUGUACAUAUCGGAGACCAAUCUCCGUAUGCUUUCGCCCACGGGUCGCUGUGCCAUGUGGGAUGUUAAGGCUGAUGGCUAUGCACGUGGUGAAGGGAUUGCCGCAAUUGUGCUCAAGACUCUUCGUCAGGCGCUUGCCGAUGGCGAUCCUAUAGAAUGCGUGAUACGUGAAACAGGUGUGAAUCAGGACGGUCGUACAACUGGCUUGACAAUGCCAAGCAAUCUCGCUCAAGCCGCCUUGAUUAGAGACACAUAUCGCCGCGCCGGCCUCGACAUACGCAAGUCUCAAGACAGGCCUCAGUUUUUCCACGCUCAUGGCACAGGGACUCAAGCUGGAGACCCUCAAGAGGCCCAGGCAAUCGAGUCUUCUUUAUUUCCAACGGACUUUGAAACUGAUCAAAAACUAUAUGUCGGCUCCAUUAAGACCAUAAUCGGGCAUACUGAAGGUUGUGCGGGCCUGGCAUCUUUGAUUGGGACUUCUUUGGCAAUGCAAAACGGGGUAAUCCCCCCUAACUUGCAUUUCUCUUCGUUAAGUCCGAAAGUUGAGCCUUUUUAUAAGAACCUCCAUAUCCCAACAAAUGCCAUUCCAUGGCCCAAACUCAGCCCCGGUCAAGUUAGACGUGCAAGCAUUAACAGUUUUGGUUUUGGAGGCACCAAUGCGCACGCCAUAGUCGAAGCAUACGAGUCCCCAAAACCGUCUCUUGAUCAUUACACCACGCCGGCUCUUUUCACUCCUCUCACAUUCUCUGCAGCGUCUGAGAAGGCGCUACUCAACAUGCUAUCUGAUCAUUCUGCACACCUACGCUGUAAUCCUGAUAUGAAGCUGGAGGAUUUGGCUUGGACAUUGCAGGAACACCGCUCUACAUUACCCUACCGCAAAGCAAUUGCCGGUGCAAACCUUGAUACUCUCCUAAAUAAAUUAGCAUCUUUUGAGAAUUCAACAACGAGUGAGCAUCCUGAAUUGAGCGCACGGCAAUCGAGCUUUUCACAUACACCUCUAGUCUUGGGUGUUUUUACUGGGCAAGGUGCACAAUGGCCACGUAUGGGCGCUACAUUGGUUGAGUCAUCUCCCUUUGCUAAGCGUAGGAUAGCAGAACUUGACGAGGCGCUCCAGAGUCUUCCAGAAGAAGAUCGCCCUAGCUGGACAAUACUGCAUGAACUCCUCGCUGACGCGGAGACAUCACGUAUCGGCGAAGCUGCGCUCUCUCAACCCUUGUGCACCGCAGUUCAGAUCCUCCUAGUGGAUAUACUGCAAACCGCCUGUAUACGUUUCACUGCAGUAGUUGGCCACUCAUCGGGAGAGAUUGGAGCCGCAUAUGCUGCAGGUCUCUUAUCGGCCACUGAUGCCAUUCGAAUCGCCUAUUAUCGCGGAUUAUAUGCCAAAUUAGCUGCUUCCCCCAAUGGAUCGAAGGGAUCUAUGAUGGCUGUUAGCAUGUCCCAUGAAGAUGCCGUCGCAUUUUGCCAGCAAGAGACAUUCUUUGGUCGUAUUGCAGUUGCCGCAGUCAAUUCAUCGUCUAGCGUUACCUUGUCUGGAGACAUGGAUGCAAUCGACGAAGCCUACAGCCAUUUCAAGCAAAAAGAGGUCUUUGCCCGGAAGCUAAAGGUCGACACAGCCUAUCAUUCAGCGCACAUGUUAACUUGCAGUGAGCCCUACUUGAACUCCAUGAAAGAAAUGCUUAUUCAACCAGGCACAUUCACUGGUCCAGUAUGGUUUUCAAGUGUAAUGGACGGUGUUCAGAUGUCAGCAAAUACACUUGACGAGAGUUACUGGGUAGAUAACAUGUGUAGCCCUGUACUAUUUUCUAGUGCAUUAGCUAAAGCCGUCUCGACCUAUGGCCAAUUCGAUCUGGCAAUUGAAGUUGGCCCUCACCCCGCGCUUAAAGGGCCAGCGACAGCGAAUUUAGAAGAGUUAGGAUUCACAGUUCCAUACACGGGAGUUUUGUCAAGAGGUCAAAGCGACGUCGAAGAACUUGCAAACUUCCUCGGGUUCCUGUGGACUCGCCUAGGGCCCGACCAAGUGAAGCUCGCUGCAGUUCAGUCACUUUUAUCUGAAUCAUCUGCCCCGUAUGGCAUACUGGCUGGUCUUCCAGCAUAUCCAUUUGACCACCAUAGAAGUUACUGGACUAGCUCGAGAAUCUCAAACUCCCACAAGAAUCGGAAAGAGUCUCCUAAUCCUAUUCUUGGCACUUUGUGUACAAUGGCUACAACAACAAAAGAGGUACAAUGGAGAAAUUUUUUACAUCCUAGCGAGAUCUCUUGGUUAAAGGGGCACAAGCUCCAAGGCCAAACUGUAUUUCCAGCUACCGGCUAUGUGUCCAUGGCGAUCGAAGCUAUGAACUUCUUGGCGGGCCAGGAUGAGAUCAGCUAUUUUAAAAUUUCAGAUCUUGACAUCAAUCGCGCUAUCUCAAUUAAUGAUGACGGAGCUGGCAUUGAGACUAUAUUCAGUGUCAGUUCAAUAAGCAGGGAAGAACACGUUAUCACAGCUCAAUUCGCUUGCCAUACGCUUCUUCCUAGUGAUCAGACCCCUGUAUUACACGCUCAGGGGUACGCGACUGUUCAUCUUGGAGCUGCUAGGGCUGAUGUUCUGCCUGGCUUCUCAACAAAUGCUUAUAAUCUAGUUGACGUGGACAUUACUCGUUUCUACGCAGACCUUAAUCGCAUUGGCUAUGAGUAUUCGCCACCGUUCCAAGGAGUGUCGUUGAUCAGGCGCAAGCCAGAGUAUUCCACGGGCCUUUUAAUAGAUCAGUCCGAUUCUAACUGGGAAGACAAUGUUCUUGCUCAUCCGGGUAUGCUCGACUCUGCUUUACAAACUGCAUUUGCAGCCGUAUCCUUCCCUGGUGAUGGGCAGCUUUGGUCACUACAUAUCCCCACACACGUUACCUCAAUAGUCGUCAACCCCUAUUUUACACCAAUGGCUCUUGGGAAGCAGAAAACCAUGAAAUACGACGCCCUUGUUCGCGCUCGUUAUGGCUCCUCGAUGGAAGCUGACAUCCAUCUCACUACGGAAUACAGCGGCCACUCAUUUGUGAAAUUCGAGGGAGUGAAGCUCGUUCCUUUCUCGCCUGCCUCUGCAGCCAACGAUGUCCCAAUGUUCUCCAGCUUUCAGUAUUGCCUCGCAAGUCCAGAUGGUAUUGCUGUAGCCGAAGAAGAUUCGUUGUCCGAGAAAGAUGCUGAGCUCUAUAAAAACAUCAGCCGAAUCGCUUUUUGGCAUGUCCAUAAUACGGCACAUGCCAUAAAAGAAAGAGGUAAUCUUCUGCCUCAUUAUCAACACUACCUAAGGUGGUGUGAUUGCGUUGUAGAUCUAGUGUCGCGAGGGGAACACAUGGUGGUGUUUCCAGAGGCUAUGUCCGACACUCGUGCACACAUUAGCGCAAUCGUGGAUAAAUACAAAGGAAGAAGCGAUGUUCGCUGUAUCCAGACUGUUGGUGAUCAUCUUGUCGAGGUUAUACAAGCAGGUACAAGCAUACAAGACCACGUGAACCAAGAUGAUCUACUGAGCACGUUUUACGACAACGAAUACACAGCCAAAUCAUACCGCUGGUUAGCACAUAUCGCAGCGCAGAUCGCGAAGCGCUAUCCAAGUAUUCACAUACUUGAAAUUGGUGCCAGGGCUGGGGCCGCCACAGAGUCGAUCCUCUCGACUCUAGGAAAUUCAUUCUCUUCCUACACGUUUACCGACAGCACCCCGGAAAAUCUUCUUGUGGCCGAGAAACGCUUCGAAAAGUUCUCGAAUCGCAUGAUUUACAAGGCGUUUGACAUGGAGAAGCCGCCAACCGAGCAGGGGUUUUCCGAGCAGCAUUAUGAUGUUAUUAUAGCUGCAAAUGUCCUCCAUACUUCAUCAGAUGUAGAGAGUUCUCUAGCUCACAUUCGACGGCUCUUGAAACCAGGUGGUUAUCUUUUAACACUUGAAUUGACGAAUAGCGAGCAUCUUCUGAGCGGAAUGACUAUUGGAACUCUGCCAGGUCCAUGGGACUCAGCUUUGACGCUGAAUGAAUGGAGCCAUGUGCUUGAACAAACAGGCUUCUCUGGUAUUGAUAGUAUUACGCCGGAUACCAGCUCUUUUCUACCAUUCGCGGUAUUCGUAUCCCAAGCUAUAGAUGAUCGCGUGUCUCUACUUCGCGACCCUAUGACAGCUAGUUAUCAGCUGGGUGCUCGUACCGGCUCUCUAGCUAUUAUCGGGGGUUCUACGUUACCAGUUUAUCAGCUAGUGGAGGAGAUAACAGCACAUCUCGCGCCACUAUCUUCGGAGGUCACAGUAUUUGAGACACUUGAGGAAAUGUCCAGAGCUCAAGGAACACUAGCCCAGGGUAUGAGCAUUCUCUGUUUAACCGACCUGGACGAACCAUAUAUGAAGAAUAACUCUCAGGAAAAGUUCGAAAGUCUAAAAUGCCUUUGGAGGAUCGGUGGUUCGAUUGUUUGGGUUACUCGUAACGCUCGAUCUGGAGAGCCAUAUUCCUACAUGAUGAUGGGUGUCGGACGAGCUAUCAAAACAGAAUACCCGAAUAUCAAUCUCCAGAUGCUCGACAUCGACACUCUCGACAAUGGCACUUCCCUCCUACUAACCGAAGCUUUCAUCCGACACUAUCUCUUGACCUCAUGGGGAGAAGAUGCAGCGCGCAUCUUAUGGAGUAUUGAGCCCGAAAUCUCCAUCCAAGACGGCCGUGCUAUGAUUAGCAGGAUUUUGCCUAAUCAAGAAAAAAAUGACCGAUAUAACUCUCAACGAAGGACGAUUUAUAGAGAUAUCAAUGCUGCUGUCGGGACAGUUCGUCUCGUUGGAUCUGACAAUGCCUGCGAAUUGCAACAUAUAUCCCCCUUACGGCAACCCGCUAGCGCCAGGGCAGACUGUCGCACUAUUCGCAUCACACACUCCCUCCUUAAGUCUAUAAAAAUUGACAGUGUCGGAUUUUUCAGGCUUUGUGCAGGCUUCGACAUCGACAAUGGAGAGCCAGUGGUAGCCCUCUCAAGCUCGGACGAAUCGCCCGCAGUGAUACCCUCAAAAUGGUGUGUGAAGCGUGAAAUAGGCUCAUUAGAGCUAGUCGAGCUUGAGGAACUACUUGUCACGUUGGCAGCCUAUUUCAUUGCCGACAGUAUCACCAAUCUAGUGUUUGGCGGGGAUGCGAUUCUGAUACACGAACCUGAUGUAGCUAUUAUACCCACAGUGCAGCUUUUGGCUCGUGAGAAGAACGUCGAACCUUACUUCACCACGGCUUACCCUUCAAGCCAUGAAGAUGUCAUAUUCUUUCACCCGGAAUCAUCCCGGUCUAAUGUGCAAGAUACACUCCCUGCUUCUAUUGGAGCAAUGGUGAGCUUCGUAGGCGGGAGAGAUUCAACGGCGACGCAACGCCUCAUAGCUACGUGUUUACCCGCACGGUGCAUGUCCGUUUCGAUUUCCUCAUUCCUAAGCAACGAAGCUCAGAGCCUCCCUAGCAUCGAUCCAGAGACCGUUAGUCGCGCGCUUUUCCGCGCCUGGGUUUACCACUCCAAGACAACCCAAGCCAGCCCAUCCAAGCUCCCACACCCCAAGGGUAUCUCCAUGGGAUCAGAAAGUGAAGAACCUUUUGCUAUCUUUGACUGGACAGCGCCAUCUAUCAGUGCCAAGGUUCUACCAAUAGAUACCGGCAUUCUCUUCAAAUCUGACAAGACAUACUGGCUUACUGGCAUGGCUGGUGAACUUGGCCAGUCACUUUCUGCCUGGAUGGUUUCUCACGGAGCUAGGAAUAUUGUUCUCAGCAGCCGGAACCCGAAAGUCAACCCCAAGUUCAUUGAGGAUAUGAAGCGGAGGGGCGCCAACGUAAAGACGCUGUCUCUUGACGUGACCAGUAGAAGAUCGCUUUACAAGUGCCAUAAAGAAAUCGUGAAGACCAUGCCGGAGAUCGCUGGCGUAAUGAAUGGCGCUAUGAUUCUUCAAGAUGGUUUGUUUGACACUAUGACAUAUGAGCAGUUCCAGAAAGUUAUCAGGCCGAAGGUUGAAGGUACAAAGCUCCUCGACGAACUUUUUUACAGCACGCCGUUGGACUUCUUCAUUGUUACGUCUUCGAUCACUGCCAUCACAGGGCUUACCGGGCAGAGCAACUACAGUGCCGCUAACACAUUCAUGACUGCAAUGAUGUAUCAAAGAAAGAAAAGAGGGGUAGCUGGAUCUUCGAUGGAUAUCCCUGCAGUAGCUGGUGUGGGUUACGCGGCGCAAGGCGACAACUUUGAUUUCGGUUACUUCAGCUCGAUCGGCUACAUCACUAUAUCAGAGCAUGAUUUCCGUACCCUGUUCGCCGAGGCUAUUAUCUCUGGUCGUCCCAAUUGCCCUGAACAGGCUGAGGUGAUCACUGGCGUUAACUACGUUCCCGUGGAUGUUCAGGUAAAAGAAGCCCACCGGAGGGAUGUGAAGUUUUCUCACUUCAUCAUUAAAGAGGACCACAAUGCCACCCCAGGUACUGGUAAAGUAGCGCUUCGUGUCAAGGCGCAGCUACAGCAAGCAAAGACCAAAGAAGACGUUUCAACAAUUGUGCAAGAAGCAUUCUUGAUGAAGCUGAAGCGGGUUCUUCAAACUGCAGAUGGAGAUGCAGUUGAUGAUUCAGUAGCCCUGGUCGAGCAGGGUGUUGAUUCAUUAGUUGCUGUGGAGAUUCGUUCUUGGUUCCUGAAGGAGGUUGAAGUCGACAUUCCUGUUCUAAAGGUUCUCGGCGGAAGCUCUAUUUCUGAUUUGAUUGCUACUGCUGUUGACAAAAUCCCAGAAACUCUAGUUAAUCUCAGCAACCCCGAUAGCAGAAAGCCGGGCCUGCCUACAACAUCAUCUCCACCCCCAUCCAUUGCUUCAAUUCAACAGUCGCCAUCCGUGCAGCACGUCAAAUCAACGGUCCUAAGCGCGGCGGAAAACAACGAAAACAUCCACCCACCAGCUCGAACCGUCGUUUCAAGAUCAAUAACGGCCACUACUGCAUCCAGCCUUGGCACAACUCCUGUAUUCACACCCAACUUGUCACCCACGCUGACCCCCAGUAGUGCGAUGAGCAAUGCCACACCAUCUUCGAGUGAAUCUUCCCCUCUGCUAAAGCCGCAUGAUAUUGGAGACGAUAAACAGAGCAUCAUAAUAAGUCUGCCGAGUCUCUCUAACCUUAAGGCUACAGCUGAGAUGUCUUAUGGUCAAACUAGGUUCUGGUUUUUGCACCAGCUCCUGAAAGACAAGACACCAUUCAAUUUCUCGAUAUGUGCUUGCAUGAAGGGACCAUUCAACCUGGGCACUUUUGAGAGGGCUGUAAAUUUGGUGAUGCAGCGCCACGAAGCAUUCCAAACAACCUUCUUUUGGGCUGCUGGGGACUCGGGAAUCCCUACCCAAGGAAUUAGCUAUAGGCCCUUGAUCGAACUGGAGAAGGGGCAAAUUACGUCCGAAGCUGAGGCUAUGGAGGAGCUCCAACGACUUCGCGACCACACGUAUGAUUUGGAAAACGGAGGCGCAGUACUCAUGAAGUUGUUAUCGCUAUCCGAGCAUGUCCAUUAUUUCCUUGUUGGUUGUCACCACAUUGCCAUGGAUGGACAGAGUAUGCAUAUCUUCAUGUCCGAAGUUGAUAGGACAUAUCGGAACCAACGGCUAGAACCAAUGUUGCCCGAAUCACAAUACAGGGCAUUUUCAGCACACCAGCGCCACCAGCACGAGUCAGGUCGGAUGAAACCAGACAUCGAAUACUUCCGUAAGAUCAUCACUGAGGAUCCUACACCAAUUGAGCUUUUCCCAUUUUCCAAACUCAAGGCGCGCAAAGUCAUGACAACUUACAGAUUAAAUAAAGCUGAAAUGAGCGUCGAUAUCCAAACGGCCAGGGUUAUUAAACAGCUUGCGCGGAAGCUUCAUUGUACAAACUUCCACGUCUAUCUGACAGUACUUCAGGCUUUGAUCUUCCGCUUGCUACCGGAAAAUGACCAGGUCUUCGUCGGUAUUGCGGACUCAAACCGCGUAGAUAGUAAGUUCAUUGGGACACUGGGAUGCCUGGUAAACCUGCUCCCUAUCAGAUUCGAUAGGGGGGAUGACACCAAGUUCGGCGACGCAGUGAAGUCUUCUAGGAAUAAAGUCUACGGGGCGCUCGAGCAUUCCCAAGUUCCUUUUGAUGUCUUAUUGGAUGCGCUUGAAAUAUCACGCUCGGGAGAGCACACUCCAAUCUUCCAGAUCUUCAUGGACUACCGGUUGAGCGAACAGCAGAAAACGGUCUUUGCUGGCUGUGACACCGAAGUCACAUGGAACAAUGCAUCAACUGGCUACGAUCUACAGCUUGAAGUACUUGAUACAAAUGCUGGGGAGACACUUAUUACCCUCAAGCUACAGGAUGCGUUAUACUCUCAGUAUCACACUGAGUUAUUACUUCGAACAUAUGUCCACGUUUUGAAGCAAUUCACUGCGGAUGGUGUUGGCGAUAUCACCCUCGAUAAGCCGACAGUGUGGUCGCAACAAGACAUUGAUAUUGCUUUGACAGUAGCCAAAGGGCCAUCGCUUAGCUUGUCAUGGCCUCCUACUAUCUCUCAUCGGAUCGACCAGGUCAUAAAGUUAUAUCCUUCAGUUACCGCUAUCAAGGAUAGUUAUGAAAAUGUUCUCACCUAUGCCGACUUAGCUGACCGUAUGAACACCAUUGCUAGGGAACUGAAGAAGCUAGGCGUUGGAGAAGGCACAGUAGUAGCCGUCUUCCAAGAGCCUAGUGCAGAUUGGAUGUGCUCUAUGUUGGCUAUCUUUAGAACAGGAGCUACAUAUAUUCCCCUUGACCUCAAGAACGGCAUCGAUCGACUUGUAGGCUCUAUCAACGUCGCCCGCCCUCAUGCUAUUCUAGUCGACCGGUGGACAGCGAUCAAAGCUCCCGAGCUUCAGCUGAGCGGGGAAUUGAUCAUUAACGUUUCAAAAAUUCGAACUGUUGAGGCUUGCCCUGAGGUUCGGAAUGCUGCAAAAGAAGAUUCUACAGCCGUCGUACUCUUCACUAGUGGUUCGACAGGUGUUCCUAAGGGCAUCAAGCUGCCUCAUUCAUGUUUCGCUGCACAUGCUGAAGGCAUUGAGACAGCUUGGGGUGUUGGUCCCAACGUGGUUCUACAGCAAAUUACGCUAAGCUUUGACCUCUCGCUGCAUCAGAUCUUUACAGCUUUGGCGAAUGGCGGAACACUAUGUGUGGUACCGUCCCACAAGCGAGGCGAUCCAGAGGCAAUUACCCAGCUCAUGUUAGAUGAGAGCGUGAGCUAUACGAUAGCGACACCGACGGAAUACAACAUGUGGCACCAUGAGAGUGCCGCCAAUCUAUCCCAAUGCACUGCUUGGCGCUGGGCCUUAACGGGAGGAGAAGUUCUGCCAAAGACAACCAUCCGAGAUUUCGCAAAACUAGCACUGCCUUCACUUAAGCUUUACGACGUCUAUGGACCAGCUGAGGCUACCAUUGCUAUAACUAAGAGCGAAAUCCGUUAUAACGAAGUCGGUUUAGAACAGGUCCUGCCCACCGGCCACAUGCUGCCUAACUACUCGUUAUAUAUCCUUGAUGAACAAAUGAAACCUGCUCCUGUCGGCGUUUCCGGAGAGAUUGUUGUGGGUGGGCCGGGAGUUGCAGCAGGCUAUCUCGGACUAGAGGAGCUGACGGCGGAGAAAUUCAUCAAAAAUCCAUUUGAUACUGUACAACCGAUCAACACAAAACAGAAUCGGCUGUACCGCACCGGAGACCGGGGUUAUCUUGGUGAAGAUGGUGCUCUUUAUUUCGAAGGCAGGAUCGACGGCGAUACUCAGAUCAAGCUCCGCGGUAUCCGCAUCGAGCUUGGUGAAAUAGAGGCUGCCAUUAUGAACACGGCUGGUGGCGCAAUCUCACAAUCAGUAAUUGCAGCCCACGGAGAGGACGAGUCAAAGUUCUUAGUUGCAUACAUCGUCUUCUCCUCUCAGCAUCACAUCACCAAUCCCCAGGGGUGGUUGACAAAUCUCCAGUCAAAUCUCCCUGUUCCCCCUUAUAUGCAGCCAUCCCAGUUUAUUGUUUUACAAAGCAUGCCCAUGAACUCGCACGGCAAAAUAGACCGCAAAGCACUUAGGAGUAUUCCUGUCGAGUACCUGAAUAGCUCACAAGGUGCCAGUAGUACCACCAACCUUAAUGAAACAGAAAAGCUAGUUGCCGAACAGUGGCAGAAGAUCCUCCCUUCUCGGGGUAUCUCAUUACGGCCAGAAACAAACUUCUUCCAUGUUGGUGGCAACUCAUUGCUGCUUGUGAAGCUUCAGCGAUUACUGAAAGAAAGCUUUGAUUCCGCUCCCCGACUAGUUGACUUGAUGACAUCCAGCACUCUCAAAGAAAUGAGCGAUGCGGUCGACAAGAUUUCAUGCACCUCGAAGAUCGAUUGGCGUUCCGAUACUUUGAUCCCUGCAUCAUGGGCAACUAGUCCGAAGAGCUUGAUACCUCCAGGCAAGGAAAAUCUCACUAUCUUGCUAACAGGAGCUACGGGGUAUCUUGGUCGUCACGUACUCCCUCGCCUUAUUGAAGACUCAAGAGUCAGCAAAGUCAUUUGCUUAGUCCGCGACGAGAGUGGCUUACAAGAACAUGACAAGAUCGAGAUCCUUGUGUGCAAGCUCAGCGAAGACAACCUAGGGCUCCCAAGCGACGUAUAUGAGAGACUUGCCAAAACAUCCGAUAUAGUUAUCCAUUGUGCAGCAAACCGGUCGUUCUGGGAUGACUAUGAAGCCCUACGACAGAUCAACGUUCUCUCAGUCAAGCAGCUUAUUCAUCUGGCCUCUUUCCGACAACUGCCUCUGCAUUUCUUUUCAUCGGGGGCUGCCGCGCCGGUCACUACCGAUGGCUACCUACUCUCUAAAUUUGCCGCUGAGAAACUACUCGAGAAUGCCUCGUCUCAACUCAACAUUCCGGUGUAUAUCCACACACCACAGGCUGCGCCCCCGGACGCUGAACCAACUAGUGAUCAGGCGGUCAUCAGCGCUUUUGUAGAGUGUGCUAGACAAGUCGGAGCACGGCCUGGCUUCGACGGCUUCCGCGGCUACAUCGAUCUACUAGAGACAGGCGACUUUAUCGACCAGGUGGUGGAUACUGUAUUCCACCAAGACGCAAAGGCCGACCUGCUAACUCGUGUACCGUAUUCUGGCAUGGCUCGGGCCGAUAUUAAUAGCUCUACUUUGGCGAGGUUCGCGGAACAUGCGGAGUGGCUGGAGUUGCCGACGAUGGAUCCGCUGUUGUGGAUGGGUGAGGCGAAGAGAGCUGGGUUUCCUUACGUCUUGGUUGCGCAAAAUCUUAUCAUGUCUUCGGGAUCUGGACAGGUUGUCUCUAAGAGAUAGUUUUACUUUGUCACGGACAGCGUUACGGAGUUCGAAUUUCCUUUACUAUAUAUACUUUGGGGUACUGUGAGUAUUCUUGUGGGCGUCCAGGAUAUGGGGUCUUUAGUAUAUAUCUUCACUCUUUGUAUACUUUUCCUUUCGUCAUAGAUAUAUAAUUCAUGCAGUCGCCUGCCUUUUGACUAAU